This is a messenger RNA of Panthera uncia (snow leopard), 8741 nucleotides long. Its product is annotated as epiplakin-like. Gene Ontology annotation, cellular component: cytoplasm; cytoskeleton; cell junction. The coding region runs from base 36 to 7310 and encodes 2424 amino acids. Lineage: Eukaryota; Metazoa; Chordata; Mammalia; Carnivora; Felidae. Gene Ontology annotation, molecular function: structural molecule activity; keratin filament binding. The record is from RefSeq and is a predicted model, not a curated record. Gene Ontology annotation, biological process: intermediate filament bundle assembly; wound healing. The transcript is spliced from 3 exons.
UGGGUGAGUGAGUUCUACACAACAGGCUGAGCGUGAUGAAUGGCCACGCCUCUCCUCCUCUUGAUGUCCUGGUCACCAACAGCACUGACCCGGCCAUCGUCCCCAAGACCAUGAAGGCCGUGCCGGGAACCAGCACCCCUUCUGGGCCUCCGUCUGCCCAGCCUAAGAGCAUCGCUGGGGUGUACGUGGAGGCCUCCGGCCAGGCACAGAGUCUCUACGCUGCCAUGAAGCAGGGUCUCCUGCCCGUUGAGCUUGGGCUGGCUCUGCUGGAGGCCCAGGCGGCCACCGGGGGCCUCGUGGACCCCACGCAAGGCCGGUUCCUCCCUGUGUCCGAGGCCCUGCAGCAGGGCCUGGUGGGCCUGGAGCUAAAGGAGAAGCUGCUGGUGGCCGAGCGCGCAGUCGCUGGGUACCCUGACCCCUACGGUGGCGGGAAGCUGGCACUUUUCCAGGCCAUCGGGAAGGAGGUGGUAGACCGAGCGCUGGGGCGGGGCUGGCUGGAGGCCCAGCUGGCCACGGGGGGCUUGGUGGAUCCCAUUCGGGGUACACGGGUGGCCCCGGGGCCGGCCUGUCAGCAGGGUCUCCUGGACCAGGACACGUGGCGUGGCCUGUCUGAGCGCAAGCCCAGCCCCAGUGCCCCUGGCUUCCUGGACCCCAACACCCUGGAGCGGCUGUCGUACCGCGAGCUGCUGGGCCGGUGUGUGAGAGCCCCUGACACAGGGUUGGCGCUGCUGCCCCUCAAGACCACCUUCCCCACCCUGAGUGGGGCAGUGAGCUUGGCCGAGCUGCUAGAGGUGGGGGUCCUGGAUGACGAGGCCGCCCGGGGCCUUCGGGAAGGCAGGCUGGCGGCCCGAGAGGUGAGCGCGCGGGCUGACGUGAGGCGCUACCUGCAGGGCACCGGCAGCAUCGCGGGGGCUGUCCUGCUGCCCGCGGGCCACAAGAAGAGCUUCUUCCGGGCCGUCAGCGAGCACCUGCUCCCCAUGGGCACCGCGCUCCCGCUCCUGGAGGCUCAGGCCGCCACCGGCACACUGGUGGACCCGGCCACCGGCCGGCGGCUCCGGGUGGACGAGGCGGUCAGGUCGGGCCUGGUCGGCCCAGAGCUCCACAGGCAGCUCCUGGUGGCGGAAGAGGCGGUGACGGGGUACCAUGACCCCUUCAGCGGCGCCCGAGUGCCCCUCUUCCAGGCCAUGAAGAAGGAGCUGGUGGACAGGCCUCUGGCUCUGCGACUCCUAGAUGCCCAGCUGGCCACAGGUGGGCUGGUAUGUCCGGCCCGCAGGCUCCGGCUGCCCCCGGAGGCCGCCCUGCGCUUCAGAUGCCUGGACCAAGAGACUCAGCAGUGUCUGUCCCGGGCCACCGGCUUCUGGGACCCCAACACACAGGAGAGCGUGGGCUAUGGGCAGCUACUGGCCCGCUGCGUCACCGACCCAGAAACAGGACUGGCCUUUCUCCCCCUCUCAGGGGGCCCCCUUGGAGAAGAGCCACGAGGACUCCCGUUCAUUGACCACAGCACCCGGGAGGCCUUGAGUGAGGCCAUGACCACCGUCGCCGUGGGCGAGUUCCAGGGCCGGCCCGCCUCACUCUGGGACCUGCUCUUCUCUGAGCCCAUCCCUGCGCAGCAGCGGGCGGCACUGGCCCAGCGCCACAAGGAAGGUGCCAUCUCGGGGGAGGAACUGGCAGCUGCGCUGAGGGCCACCCUUGAGCAGGCUGCGGCCACGGCCAGGACCACCUUUGCCGGCCUGAGGGUGCCCGUGGCCCCAGGAGAGCUGCUGAGAGCAGAGAUCAUCGACCAGGACACGUACGAGCGGCUGGAGCGAGGGCAGACCACAGCCCAGGAGGUGGGCAGGCUGGGCUCGGUGCACAGGUUCCUGCAGGGCACCGGCGGCAUCGCAGGCCUGCUGCUGCCGGGCUCCCAGGAGCGGCUCGCCAUCUACGAGGCUCGCGGGAGGGGGCUCCUCAGGCACGGCACGGCCCUCAUCCUCCUGGAGGCACAGGCGGCCACGGGCUUCAUUCUCGACCCGAAGGAAAACAAGAGAUAUUCUGUGGAGGAGGCACUGAGGGCUGGCCUCGUAGGGCCCGACGUGUUUGCAAAGCUGCUGUCGGCCGAGCGCGCCGUCACCGGCUACACCGACCCCUACACCGGGGAGCGCAUCUCCCUCUUCCAGGCCAUGAAGAAGGACCUCAUCGUGCGGGAGCACGGCAUCCGCCUGCUGGAGGCCCAGAUCGCCACGGGCGGCAUCAUCGACCCGGUGCACAGCCACCGCCUGCCCGUGGACGUGGCCUACCGGCGCGGCUACUUCGACGAGGAGACGAACCGCGUCCUGGCGGACCCGAGCGACGACACCAAGGGCUUCUUCGACCCCAACACGCACGAGAACCUCACCUACCUGCAGCUGCUGGAGCGCUGCGUGGAGGACCCCGAGACGGGCCUGCGCCUGCUGCCCCUGAACGGCACCCAGCCCCUGCUCGUGGACGGCACCACCCAGCAGGCCUUCCAGAGCCUGCUGCUGUCGGGGAAGUUCGGGCGUUUCCAGGGGCGGAGAGUUUCCGCGUGGGAGCUGAUCAACUCAGAAUGCUUCAGCGAGGACCAGAGGAGGCAGCUCCUGCGGAGGUACCAGCAGCACAGCAUCUCCCUGGAGCAGGUGGCGCAGUGGCUGGAGAGGGAGAUGGGGAGGUGGGCGGACAUCACGCUGCCCGGGCUGCGGGGCCCGGUCACGGCCUACCAGCUCCUGGAGGCCCGUAUCAUCGACCAGGAGCUCCUGGACCGGGUGCUGGAGGGGGCGGUCAGCCCCGAAGCCCUCCUCCACACGGACUGCGUCCGGAGGUACCUACGCGGCUCCGGCGCCCUCGGCGGCGUGCUGCUGGGACCCGCCAGCCGGCGGCUCAGCCUGUACGAGGCCAUGAGGCAGAAGGUCCUGGGGCCAGGGGUGGCCCUCGCCCUGCUGGAGGCCCAAGCAGCCACUGGAGCCAUCGUGGACCCCCACAGUCUGGAGACCCUGUCGGUGGAUGAGGCCGUGCGCAGGAAGCUGGUGGGGCCAGAGCUGUAUCGCCAGCUGAGACGGGCUGAGGACGCUGUCACUGGCUUCCGAGAUCCCUUCUCUGGGAAGUGUGUGUCCCUGUUCCAGGCCAUGAAGAAGGGCCUCAUCCCUGAGGAGCAGGCCGCCCGCCUCCUGGAUGCCCAGCUGGCCACAGGGGGGGUCAUUGACCCCACAGGCCACUACCACCUCCCCAUGCCCGUGGCCACCCAGCGGGGCUACAUAGACCAGGAGAUGGAGGAGGCCUUGUCCAGCUCAUCCGAGACCUUCCCCACGCCGGACGGCCGGGGACACACCAGCUACGCCCGGCUGCUGGAGCAGUGUCUGAGGGACGAGGCUUCUGGCCUUUACUUCCUGCCCCUGCCCGAAGACGCUCCGGCCAUCCCCACCGACAAGCAGGUCCAGGAGACCCUACGGGCGGCGCAGGGGACUGAGGACGGCACGUCCCUCUGGGAGCUGCUGGGCUCUGGCCACUUCACCGAGGAGCAGCGGAACAGCUUCGUGGAGGACUUCAGGCUGGGGAGGACCACCUUGCAGCAGCUGCAGGCAGCUGUGCACAAGCGGGUGCGGGAGGCGGAACUCCUGGCUCGGGCUCACGUCACAGUGCCCGGCCCCAGGGGUGAGGUUCCCGCCGUCUGGCUGCGUGACGCCGGCAUCAUCACCGCGGAGACCCUGGCGGCCCUGGCUCGGGGCACGCGGUCACCCGCGGAGGUCGCCGAGGAGCCCAGCGUGAAGGCCCGUCUGUGGGGGACGGGCUGCGUAGCGGGCCUGCUGUUGCAGCCGUCGGGGACCAAGGCCAGCAUCGGCCAGGCCAUGAGGGAUGGCCUCCUACCCGAGGGCCUGGGGCGAAGGCUGCUGGAGGCCCAAGUGGCAUGUGGCUCCCUCAUUGACCCUCUGACCAGCCAGAGACUGUCUGUGGAAGGCGCAGUGAAGGCGGGCCUGGUGGGCGGGGCACUGAGCGAGCAGCUCCAGCAGGCCGAGAGGGCCGUGGCUGGGUACACGGACCCCUACACAGGAGGCUCCCUCUCACUGUGGCAGGCCGUGGAGAAGGGGCUGGUGCCCCAAAGUGAGGGCCUCCGGCUCCUACAGGUGCAGCUGGCCACGGGGGGCGCAGUGGACCCUGUGCACGGGGUGCACCUGCCCCAGGAGGCAGCCUGCAGGUUUGGCCUCCUGGAUGAGCAGGUCAGCCGGGUGCUGACCUCAAAAGACGAGGACAACAAGUUCUUCUUCGACCCCAGCACGCGAGACAAGGUGACGUACAUGCAGCUCAAGGAGGGCUGUGUCUCCGACAGGGACACCGGCCUCUGGCUGCUGCCGCUCGCCCUGGACAUGGUGCUCGAAGUGGAUGAGCACACGGUGGUGGCCCUGAGGGCCACGAAGGUACCUGUCAGCACCGGGAGGUUCAAAGGUCUCCGCGUGUCACUGUGGGACCUGCUGCACUCCGAGUACGUCGGCGUCCACAAGCGGCGAGAGCUGGCGGCCCUCUGCCAGUCCGGGAGGGCCACAGCCGUGCGGCAGGUGGCUACGGCAGUCAGCACCCUGGUCGAGGCUGCAGAGACACAGCCCUCACGGGCCGCCUUUAGAGGACUCCGGAAGCAGGUGUCGGCCAACGACUUGUUCAGGUCCCAGCUCAUUGACAAGGAGACACUGGACGAGCUGAAUCAGGGGAGAAAGACUGUGCAGGAGGUGACAGAGAUGGACAGUGUGAGGCGGUACCUGGAGGGAAGCAACUUCAUUGCCGGGGUCCUCGUCCAGGGCACGAAGGAGAAGAUGAGCGUCUCCGAGGCCCUAAGGAGGCACAUCCUGCGGCCGGGCACGGCCCUGGUGCUGCUGGAGGCGCAGGCGGCCACCGGCUUCCUCAUCGACCCCGUGCGCAACCAGAGGCUGACUGUGGAGGAGGCGUUCGCAUCAGGGAUGUUUGGCAGGGAAACCUACNNNAAGCUGCUGUCGGCCGAGCGCGCCGUCACCGGCUACACCGACCCCUACACCGGGGAGCGCAUCUCCCUCUUCCAGGCCAUGAAGAAGGACCUCAUCGUGCGGGAGCACGGCAUCCGCCUGCUGGAGGCCCAGAUCGCCACGGGCGGCAUCAUCGACCCGGUGCACAGCCACCGCCUGCCCGUGGACGUGGCCUACCGGCGCGGCUACUUCGACGAGGAGAUGAACCGCGUCCUGGCGGACCCGAGCGACGACACCAAGGGCUUCUUCGACCCCAACACGCACGAGAACCUCACCUACCUGCAGCUGCUGGAGCGCUGCGUGGAGGACCCCGAGACGGGCCUGUACAUGUUACAAAUUGUAAAGAAAGGAGAGACCUACGUUUAUAUCGAUGAAACCACAAAACAAGUCCUACAGUCCAGAACUACACAAAUGCACGUGGGGAGGUUUGCCAAUCAGAAAGUCUCCUUCUGGGACCUGCUUUCCUCCCAGUACUUCCCAGAGGAAAGGAAGCGGGAACUCAUCCAGGAGUAUAGAGCCCAGAAUCUACCCCUCGAGCGGCUGCUGGAGCUCAUCACGGCUACCGUGGAGGAAACAGAAAAGCAGUACGAGGCGAUCCAGGUGCCAGGCAUCGGUGGACAGGUGACAGCUGCGGAGUUGUUCAACUCUGGAAUCAUCGAUAAAAGGACCCUGGAUGUACUGCACAGAGAGGCACGGGGUGAGCAGGAUCUCAGCCGGUUAGCACAUGUGAAGACCUAUCUGGAAGGUCGUGGCUGCAUCGCGGGGGUGACUAUGCCCUCCACCCAAGAGGUGAUGAGCCUCUAUGACGCCAGCAGGAAAGGACUCAUCCCCAUGGGCUUUGCGGCUCAGCUGCUGGAGGCCCAGGCGGCCACUGGGUUCAUGCUGGAUCCCUGCAGCCAUAGGAGGCUCUCUGUGCAACAGGCCGUGGCUGAGGGCCUGGUGGGUGAGGACAUGCAGGAAAGGCUUCUGGACGCCCAGAAGGCCGCCCAAGGCUACACAGACCCGGUCACGGGACACAAAGUCCCGCUAUUCCAGGCCAUGAAAAAGAACUUAGUCAGAAAAGAGGAUGCGCUCAGACUGCUUGAGGCACAGGAGGCCACAGGGGGUAUCAUCGACCCACAGCACCACCACCGCCUGCCUGUGGAUGUGGCCUACAGACGGGGGUGUCUACACCAGGACACAUACCCGCUCAUUUCAGAUCAGAAGCACAUGAAUAAAAGGUUUGUGGAUCCAAACACCCAGGAGAGGGUCACCUACCGACAACUACAGGAAAGGAGCCAAAAGGAAGCAGGGACAGGCUGGGCGCUCUUCCCGGUGGUAAAGGACCAACAGAAGCCUGCCUACAUCGAUGAGCCAACGAGGAGGGCCCUGGAGGCUGAGCAGGUGGACGUACAGGUGGGAAGGUUCACGGACCAGAAGCCAUCGCUAUGGGACAUCCUGAACUCAGAAUACGUGACGGAGGAGAGAAAGCUCGACUUGAUAGGUGAAUACAAAAAGGGCACAGCCCAAGAGUUACAGAAGGUAGUAAACAUCAUCUUAGGAAUAAUCGAUGAGAGGGAAAAAGGCAACAAACAAUUGUGGUUCCGAGGGAUCAGAAAACAAAUCACAGCUUCCGAACUGUUCGACUCUGGAAUCAUCACCCAGGAGAUGCUAGAGGACAUGGUCAAGGGGGCCAGCACCUCAGAUGUCAUCGGAGAAAAAGAACAGGUCAAACGCUACCUGCAGGGCACGAGCUGCAUCGCGGGCGUGCUGGUGCCCGCCAAGGACGAGCCCGGGCGGCAGGAGAAGAUGAGCAUCUACCAGGCCAUGUGGAAGGGCGUCCUGCGGCCCGGCACGGCCCUGGUGCUGCUGGAGGCGCAGGCGGCCACCGGCUUCGUCGUCGACCCCGUGCGCAACCAGAGGCUGUCCGUGGAGGAGGCGGUGGCGGCGGGCGUGGUGGGCGGCGAGAUCCAGNNNAAGCUGCUGUCGGCCGAGCGCGCCGUCACCGGCUACACCGACCCCUACACCGGGGAGCGCAUCUCCCUCUUCCAGGCCAUGAAGAAGGACCUCAUCGUGCGGGAGCACGGCAUCCGCCUGCUGGAGGCCCAGAUCGCCACGGGCGGCAUCAUCGACCCGGUGCACAGCCACCGCCUGCCCGUGGACGUGGCCUACCGGCGCGGCUACUUCGACGAGGAGAUGAACCGCGUCCUGGCGGACCCGAGCGACGACACCAAGGGCUUCUUCGACCCCAACACGCACGAGAACCUCACCUACCUGCAGCUCAUGGAGAGAGCUACUGCUGAUCCUGAGACUGGACUGUUAUUUAUGUCUCUGCGUGGAGUUUGAAUUGCCGUUCUCCUUGUUGCUAUGUAGAGAUAUAAAAGCAUCUGUCAUUAAUGCAAAAUUCUAGGUAUAUUCCAAUUAAUUGUCUUUCUUUUGUCACUCGUGCUAUAUAUGUAUCUGGUAAGGUACCCAAAAUUUUUAUCAUCCCCCUGGUUCCCCCACAUCCCAUUUUGUGGGAAAAUAACAUAACCCCCACUCCUCAUACCGGUCUGCACUUCUCCCUGUUUUCUUACUUGUGAAUUUUUAUUAUGUGUGUGUCUUUGGAUGGAUGUGGAGACAUUCUGUAUUAAACUGUGGUGCAGUAAUAGUUAAAAUAGUUAAAAUUUUUCCCUUUUUUGUUGCUAUUGUUGUAUAUACGUUAGUUUCUUAUGUUCUUUUUUUUUAAAUGCUCUGUUUUCCAUUUUAUUUUUUCCUUUUUUAAAGUUUAGUUAUGUUGAGAAAGACAAAGAAAACAUGAGGUGGGAGGGGUAAAGAUGGGGAGAGAGAGAAGAGGGAGAAUCCCCAACAGGAUCCCGAGCUGUCAGCACACGGCCCAAGGUGGGGCUUGAACCCAUGAACUGUGAGAUCAUGACCCGACUCAAAACCAAGUGUCAAACGCUUCACUCACUGAGCCAUCCAGGUACCCCUUUCCUUUCCACUUUUAAGAUAUGUCCUGCUUGUGGAUUAACUCAUUUCCCAUCAAGUUUUGUUUUCAAUUCAGUGGUUCGUGGCUAUUUCGGGUCCCUCUUUGGUGGCCGUGUUUCCCAUUGCUGUGCUCAAUAAAGCUCAGCCUGAAUAUGUUCUUGGCGUGGCCCUUCUAUUAGGUAUGUCCCCUCGUGGGUUGGUAACUAGCACGUUUUGUAACUAUGUGCUUUAUAAUUUACAAAGAAAUGUUUGUGUUUAACGAAAGGUCUCUGAUUUCAGAGUUUUGAGUGGUGGAUGUUUUAAUUGUAGAAAUAAGUUAAACAAGGAAAAUAACCAUCACAAAUGUAGGGUAACAUAGACUUACAUUUAGAAUAGUCUCUUAAAACGCUGCAGCUAAUGGGUGUGUGGGUAGCUCUGUUGGUUGAGCAUCUGAUUCUUGAUUUUACCUCAGGUCACGAUCCCAGAGACGUGGGAUUCAGCUCCAUGUUGGGCUCCACGCUGAGUAUGGAGCCUGCUUAAGAAUCUCAGGGCACCUGGGUGGCUCAGUUGGUUAAGUGUCCGACACUUAGUUUUAGCUCAGGUCAUGAUCUCGCAGUCUGUGGGUUCGAGCCCUGCAUUGGGCUCUAUGCUGACAGCUCAGAGCCUGCUGGGGAGUCUCUCUCUCCCUUUCUGCCCCUCUCCCCACUCUCUCUCUCUCUCUCUGUCUCAAAAAUAAACAUUAAAAAAAGAUCUCUCCUCUCUCUUUCCCUCUCCCCCUCUCCCCACUGGUGCUCACUCGUUGUCUCUCUAAAAUGAAAUAGUAAUAAAAGA